Saccostrea cuccullata (small rock oyster) is the source of this 1096-nucleotide messenger RNA. Its product is annotated as protein SHQ1 homolog. NCBI's taxonomy places the organism in Eukaryota, Metazoa, Mollusca, Bivalvia, Ostreida, Ostreidae. The transcript has 11 exons. The annotation marks the transcript as partial. The record is from RefSeq and is a predicted model, not a curated record. Gene Ontology annotation, biological process: box H/ACA snoRNP assembly. Gene Ontology annotation, cellular component: nucleoplasm; cytoplasm.
AUUGUUUUUUUAAUUUUUAAAUUGUAGAUAGAGUCUAGCAAAGUUAAAAUGUUGACACCAGAUUUUCAACUGAAGCAAGAUGCAGACACCCUGACUAUUAUCAUCAAAGCUCCACAUGCACGGGUAACAGACACUGAAAUCUUUAUAGAAGGUGAUGAGUUCAGAUUUCACUCUAAACCAUACUUUUUAAGGUUGUCACUUCCCGGGAAUAUUCUAGAGAACGGCCAUGAAAAAGCCAGCUAUGACUCGGACAAAGGUGUGUUCACAAUCGAGGUUCCUAAAGAAACACCAGGAGAAACGUUUGAAGGACUUGACAUGAUAACCUCACUUCUGACUCCAAAGACACAGAAAAACAACAAACCCUUAAUAGAAGUCUUUGGGAAUGGUGACAAUGAGGAAGACAGAUCUCAGCCUGAUGAGGAGAAAGAGGAGGAUUUUGAUUGGUUUGUGGAGCAAAAGCCUUAUAAAGAAACUGAACUCUCAUUGGAUGGUCCAAAGUAUGGAUUUGCCAAUCAAAAGUCUGGAGUGUUUAAAAGAUUGCAGGAUGAAGUUUAUGAAAUAGUGGGUUUGUCUGAUCCUGAGAACUGCCCACCAACAGACAGACGGACAAUGAGAGAAGACGCAGAAACAGAGAAGUUUGACCCAGAUCAUUACCUAGCUGAUCUGUAUGAUGAUGAGAACAUACAACAGAUAAUGAAGUAUGAGCCGCCAUGGUGUUUUGAGAAAGAGAAAGAAGACACAUCAAAGAAAAUUGAAUUCACUGAUGAGGAACUGCAUAAGAUGAAAGGUUUGCCCAAGAAAGAAUAUUUAUUGGAUGAAGCCAUGGUUACAACAUUGUGUCUGGGUUUGAUUGACAUUCUCUUUGGUUACGCCUACAAUUUUCGAAUAAACGAGGGUGAAGACAAUGUGGAAUCUGGAUGGACUAUCUGCAAACUAAGUGCCACUCUUUCCUGGUUAGAUACCUUUACCAGUAUAGAGGAGGUCAUGAGGUCAUGCAUGAGACGUAGUCUAUGUUUUCCCCUGUACAGACACUGGCAGCUCUCAACAACAGUUCUAAAGGACGUCUCCAGAAUAAUGGCCUCUGGUAUAAGCUGGA